Messenger RNA from Cornus florida, 2326 nucleotides. RefSeq names its product ent-kaurenoic acid oxidase 2-like. Gene Ontology annotation, molecular function: heme binding; iron ion binding; ent-kaurenoic acid monooxygenase activity. Gene Ontology annotation, cellular component: endoplasmic reticulum. The coding region runs from base 385 to 1857 and encodes 490 amino acids. Gene Ontology annotation, biological process: sterol metabolic process; brassinosteroid homeostasis; multicellular organism development. Lineage: Eukaryota; Viridiplantae; Streptophyta; Magnoliopsida; Cornales; Cornaceae. The transcript has 8 exons. The record is from RefSeq and is a predicted model, not a curated record.
AUUUGCAGCUUGUAAGCACAGAGAGAUAUAUAUAAAUUGGAUCUUGCUCUGCGAAGAGAAUCCACAAAAUUCACAACAAGACAAGACAAUUAAUUAGAUAUAGGCCGGCCACCUCUAGUCCUACCCAAUCCUUGCUCAUUUUCACAAAAAUAUAUGAUCCCAAGACAAUAAUUACCAUAUAUUUCACCACCUUCCUUAAUAUUUCAUUUCUGAUCAAUCUUCUUCACAUCCUUUUUCUAUAUAUACACACAUAUGUUGGAUGUGUAUAUGCAUAUAGCGGUUGUAGGACUUUGAAAGAGAUUGAGAGGGAUAUAUCCAUCUGUGAGAGUCUUUGUUUUUUUUGAUCUAAACUGAGUUUGGUGUACCUGUCAAGGUUUCAAAAAAAUGGAGUUGGGGUUCAUUUGGGCGGUGUUAGUGGGCGUUUUUGGAGGUGUUUUGGGUGUGUGGUGGCUGCUUAGGAGUGUCAACUGGUGGUUGUAUGAAACAAAGUUGGGUGAUAAGCGCUUCUCUCUGCCUCCGGGUAAUUUGGGGUGGCCUUACCUUGGCAACAUGUGGUCUUUCCUCGGAGCCUUCAAGUCCAGCGAUCCUGAUUCUUUUAUCUCCAGCUAUGUUUCCAGAUUUGGACGCACAGGAAUUUAUAAGGCCUUCAUGUUUGGUAGUCCAAGUAUUAUUGUCACUACACCUGAAGUAUGCAAGAAAAUCUUAACUGAUGAUGAAAACUUCAAGCCUGGUUGGCCUAGUGCGACCAUGAAACUUAUUGGAAGAAAAUCAUUUAUUGGUAUUACAGAUGAAGAGCACAAACGAUUAAGGCGGUUAACUGCAGCACCGGUUAAUGGUCACGAGGCAUUGUCGUUGUACUUGCAAUAUAUAGAAGAUAUUGUAAAAGCUGCCUUAGAAAAAUGGUCAACAAUGGGAGAACUAGAGUUCUUAACUGAACUUCGAAAGCUCACAUUUAGGAUAAUUAUGUACGUUUUCCUAAGUUCCGAGAGUGAGAAUGUAAUGGAGACUUUGGAGAGAGAAUACACUGCACUUAACUAUGGAGUUAGAGCCAUGGCAAUCAAUAUCCCAGGAUUUGCUUAUCAUAAAGCACUUAAGGCACGAAAGAAGCUUGUUGCUGUUUUUCAAUCUAUAGUGGAUGAGAGAAGGGAGCGACGGAGGAGCCAUCUACCAACAUCGAGGAAAGACAUGAUGGAUGCUCUGAUGGAAGUUGAAGAUGAGAAAGGUAGAAGAUUGAAUGACGAGGAAAUAAUCGAUGUUCUACUAAUGUAUCUAAAUGCUGGUCAUGAAUCUUCUGGUCACAUCACAAUGUGGGCUACCCUUUUUCUUCAAGGGAAUCCUGAGUUAUUCCAAAGAGCUAAGGAAGAACAAGUGGCAAUUGUGCAUAAUAGACCACCAACACAGGAGAGGUUGAUGCUCAGGGAAGUUCGACAAAUGGAGUAUCUCUCCAAGGUAAUUGAUGAAACGCUUCGUUUGAUAACAUUUUCAUCUAUGACAUUUCGUGAGGCAAAAACAGAUAUCAACAUAUCCGGUUAUACUAUUCCCAAGGGAUGGAAAGUUUUAGUGUGGUUCAGAAGUGUUCACUUGGAUCCUGAAUCUUAUCAUGAGCCAAAGGAAUUCAAUCCUUCACGAUGGCAAGGUUUCACACCCAGAUCAGGAAGUUAUCUUCCGUUUGGAGCAGGAAGCAGGAUGUGCCCGGGAAAUGAUCUCGCGAAGCUAGAAAUAGCUGUUUUUCUCCACUACUUUCUGCUUGAUUAUGAACUUGUUCGGGUUAAUCGAAAAUGUGAAUUAAUGUACUUGCCACAUUCAAGGCCUAAAGACAAUUGCUUGGCAAGAAUCAGAAGGAUCUCGCAAGGAUGAGUGGCGGCUCAUAUUUUUGAUUCGUCAUAAGAUUUACGUAUUGUCUCAUUAGGAACAGGUUUGUCGUAUGAUGUUAGGUUCUUGUUUUGUUAGAAUUCGUUUGCUGCAUUAGGAAGAGGUUUGGUGUAUGAUUUUAGGUUCCAUUUUGUUGCAAGGAAACCUAUAUCAGGAAAAGAAGUUCUAUCCAUGUUGUUAGCUAGAAAACAUAUUUAACACCUUCAGUGUUAUGUUUUUUUUAUUUUUUUUUAUUUUUUUUUAUUUUAUUUUAUUUUAUGGUAUUGGCUCUAUGGUUGUAUGAAGAUGGUUUGUUAUCUUCAUUUUUAAAUCUGUAUAUGCUGCAUUCUUGCUUCAAAGUUAGUAAUUGCGGACUUAAAAGUAAAUAUUGUUAGCUUCAUUUUGAAAUCUGUAUUUGUUGCAUUAGUAAGUAAUUAAUGCAAUAUAUACAGGUAAGUAAUUUUGGACUUAUAGA